Paramecium sonneborni is the source of this 673-nucleotide messenger RNA. The record is from the annotation of a GenBank genome assembly. Lineage: Eukaryota; Ciliophora; Oligohymenophorea; Peniculida; Parameciidae.
UAUGAAUUCAAGAAAUGGAUCUAAAGAAAGAUAAUAGAGAGAAGUAGUAAAAUCAUUAUUUUGGGAACAUUCAAAAAAUUUACCUCCUUUUUUUGCUGAGAAUGUAUUAUUUUUAGAAAUGGAAGUUGAAUGUAACAAUGUUACAAUAGAGGUUGUGAAUCAAUUAUUGGAAUUAUAUAGAGUAAAAUGAAUAUAAUUUAAUGAAGAUUGGUGUAGAAUAUUUUGAAUCAAUAAAGAGCAAUAAGUUUUUGAUAUUUAAGAAUAAAACGUAGUAAUUAUUAAUGAAAGGGACAGUAAAUCAAUGCAUGAAUGUUGCCUAUGAAGAAUUGAAACAUGAAACGGCUCUUAAGAAGACAUCUAAUUCUGAGAAUUAAGAGAGGAUUGCUCCAUUACCUCCGUCAUCGAGAUUGGUAAUUGCAUAGAAAUCUUAGAAAUAAUAAGAAGUAGAGAAUUAAUUAAAAUAUAUCAAAGAGUAAGAUUAAAAAUUAUAAGUUAAUCAACUAUUAGAGUAUCAUGGUUAUGAAUCAUAAAGAGUUACUAGAAUACAUAAUAAGUGAUUUAUUUAAUUUGAUUAUUGUAUAGAGCAUUGUAAGAAUAGGAAGAUUAAGUGUAAUAACGCUUAUAGAGAAGGCGAAUGAAUCAAUCUGUAAAAUUAAAAGGAUAAAUAGAAUGA